Messenger RNA from Chaetura pelagica (chimney swift), 2511 nucleotides. RefSeq names its product myosin-2-like. The record is from RefSeq and is a predicted model, not a curated record. Gene Ontology annotation, cellular component: cytoplasm; myosin complex; vesicle. Lineage: Eukaryota; Metazoa; Chordata; Aves; Apodiformes; Apodidae. Gene Ontology annotation, molecular function: microfilament motor activity; ATP binding; actin filament binding. The annotation marks the transcript as partial. Gene Ontology annotation, biological process: vesicle transport along actin filament; actin filament organization. The transcript has 19 exons.
AUGGCUGUUUUUGGGGAGGCAGCUCCUUACCUCCGCAAGUCAGAGAAGGAGAGAAUUGCAGCCCAGAACAAGCCUUUUGAUGCCAAGUCAUCUGUCUUUGUGGUGCAUCCUAAGGAAUCCUUUGUGAAAGGGACAGUCCAGAGCAGGGAGGCUGGGAAGGUCACUGUCAAGACUGAAGGGGGAGAGACCUUGACCGUCAAAGACGAUCAGAUCUUCUCCAUGAACCCCCCCAAGUAUGAUAAAAUCGAGGACAUGGCCAUGAUGACCCACCUCCAUGAACCCGCUGUGCUGUACAACCUCAAAGAGCGUUAUGCAGCCUGGAUGAUCUACACCUACUCGGGUCUCUUCUGUGUCACCGUCAACCCCUACAAGUGGCUGCCGGUGUACAACCCGGAGGUGGUGUUGGCCUACCGAGGCAAGAAGCGCCAGGAGGCCCCUCCACACAUCUUCUCCAUCUCUGACAACGCCUAUCAGUUCAUGCUGACUGAUCGCGAGAACCAGUCGAUCCUGAUCACAAAUGCUGCUUCUUCUGCUGAACAGGGCAAAUUCAUCAGAAUCCACUUUGGAGCUACAGGCAAACUGGCUUCUGCUGACAUUGAAACCUAUCUGCUGGAGAAGUCCAGAGUCACUUUCCAGCUCAAGGCAGAAAGAAGCUACCACAUCUUUUAUCAGAUCACUUCCAACAAGAAGCCUGAGCUAAUUGAGAUGCUCCUCAUCACCACCAACCCAUAUGACUACCCUUUUGUGAGUCAAGGAGAGAUCACUGUUCCCAGCAUUGAUGACAAGGAGGAGCUGAUGGCUACAGAUAGUGCCAUUGACAUCCUGGGCUUCACUGCUGAGGAAAAGACAGCCAUCUACAAGCUGACAGGGGCUGUCAUGCACUAUGGCAACCUGAAGUUCAAGCAGAAACCAAGAGAGGAGCAGGCAGAGCCUGAUGGCACUGAAGUGGCUGACAAGGCUGCCUACCUGAUGGGUUUGAACUCAGCUGACAUGCUCAAGGCUCUCUGCUACCCCCGAGUCAAGGUGGGGAAUGAAUAUGUCACCAAAGGUCAAACUGCACAGCAGGUGCAUAAUUCAGUGGGUGCUCUGGCAAAGGCUCUCUAUGAGAGGAUGUUCCUGUGGAUGGUUGUUCGUAUCAACCAACAGCUGGAUACCAAGCAGCCCAGACAGUACUUCAUUGGUGUCCUGGACAUUGCUGGCUUUGAGAUCUUUGAUUUCAACAGCUUUGAGCAGCUGUGCAUCAACUUCACCAAUGAGAAACUGCAACAGUUCUUCAACCACCACAUGUUCGUGCUGGAGCAGGAGGAGUACAAGAAAGAAGGAAUUGAAUGGACAUUCAUUGACUUUGGGAUGGACCUGGCUGCCUGCAUUGAGCUCAUUGAGAAGCCCAUGGGCAUCUUCUCCAUCCUGGAAGAGGAGUGCAUGUUCCCCAAGGCAACUGACACCUCUUUCAAGAACAAGCUCUAUGACCAACAUCUGGGUAAAUCCAGCAACUUCCAGAAGCCCAAGCCUACCAAAGGCAAGGCUGAGGCCCACUUCUCCCUGGUGCACUAUGCUGGCACAGUGGACUACAACAUCACUGGCUGGCUGGAGAAGAACAAGGACCCUCUGAAUGAAACUGUCAUUGGGUUGUACCAGAAAUCAUCUCUGAAGACCCUGGCCUUACUCUUUGCCAACUAUGGUGGAGCAGAAGCAGAUGCUAGUGCUAGCAAGAAAGGUGCCAAGAAGAAGGGCUCUUCCUUCCAGACUGUCUCAGCUCUUUUCCGGGAGAAUUUAAACAAGCUGAUGACCAAUCUACGAAGCACCCACCCACAUUUUGUACGCUGCAUCAUUCCAAAUGAAACCAAAACACCUGGUGCCAUGGAGCAUGAACUGGUGCUUCAUCAGCUGCGGUGUAAUGGCGUGCUGGAAGGAAUCAGAAUUUGCAGGAAAGGGUUUCCCAACAGAGUCCUGUAUGCAGAUUUUAAACAGAGAUACAAAGUAUUAAAUGCAAGUGCUAUCCCAGAGGGACAGUUCAUUGACAGUAAGAAGGCUUGUGAGAAACUUCUUGGAUCAAUUGAUAUAGACCACACUCAAUACAAAUUUGGUCACACUAAGGUGUUCUUCAAAGCUGGGCUGAUAGGCCUCCUGGAGGAGAUGAGGGAUGAGAAGCUGGCACAGCUCAUCACCCGCACACAGGCCAGGUGCAGGGGCUUCCUGAUGAGAGUGGAGUACCAGAGAAUGGUGGAGAGGAGAGAAUCCAUCUUCUGUAUCCAGUACAACAUCCGUGCGUUCAUGAACGUCAAGCACUGGCCCUGGAUGAAGCUGUUCUUCAAGAUCAAGCCCUUGCUGAAGAGUGCAGAGUCUGAGAAGGAGAUGGCCAACAUGAAACAAGAGUUUGAGAAAACCAAGGAGGAGCUUGCAAAGUCUGAGGCCAAGAGGAAGGAGCUGGAGGAGAAAAUGGUGAAACUGGUGCAGGAGAAAAAUGAUCUGCAGCUCCAAGUGCAAGCUGAAGCUGAUGCUUUGGCUGAU